Messenger RNA from Didymodactylos carnosus, 696 nucleotides. NCBI's taxonomy places the organism in Eukaryota, Metazoa, Rotifera, Eurotatoria, Philodinida, Philodinidae. The record is from the annotation of a GenBank genome assembly.
AUGGCAGCCUCAAGAGAUGCUGAGAGUCUAGAGCGCAGACAAACUCGGCUUGAUGAUCAAUGUUCAAGACAAGCGGCUUCAAGAGACGCCGAGAGUCCACAACAGACACGGACUCGAAUUGACGGUCAACGUUCAAGACAAGGUGCUUCUCGAGCAGCUAAGAGUCCAGAGCAGAGACAAACUCGGUUUGGCGACCAACGUGCAAGACAAGCUUCCUCAAGAGAUGCCGAGAGUUCGGAACAGAGACAAACUCGGCUUGGUAGUCUACGUGCAAGACAAGCGGCUUCAAGAGACGCCGAGAGUCCAGAGCAGACACGGACUCGAAUUGACGAUCAACGUGCAAGACAAGCAGCCUCCAGAACAGUCGAGAUUCCGGAACAGAGACGAACUCGGAGUGAAGAUCAACGUAGACAACAAGCAGCCUCAAGAGCAGUACAUUGGACAUUCAUGGAAGGGGAAGCGUUUCGCUAUGAUCCAGCUAAGAACUACGACAGCCAUCCUCAACUUCAUAUUGGACAAAUGACCGAUGUUUGCUCAUUCUGUGAUGCUCUCAAGUGGCCUGGAGAAGCACCAGGUAUGCGUUGCUCUGGUGGUAAGGUGAGGCUACCGGCACUUCGGCCUCCUCCGGAACCACUGAAAUCACUGAUGUCAGGAACAACGUCUCAGUCGAAACAUUUCCUUUAUAUUUUCCAUUAG